UAUAUUUGCCGAACGCAAAGGCAGCAGCUGAUUUAAAUGUUUUCAAAUCCAUAACCUCUACAAAAUGGAUAACUUGAAAAGAAACGUAAUUAUUGGAGUACUUAAUGAAGUUUUAGAUGAUGAUAGUGAUGAUGAGUUAAUUGCAAUAGUUUGUAGUAGUUAUAACUCGAUUGAACGUAAAUCUCGUGUGUGUAUUAGAAACUAUGUAGAAAAUAUAGUGCGCGCUUACAGUUUUGAUGAUUUCAAAAGCCACUUUAGAAUAAGUAGAAUUACUUUUGAAAAUUUGGUGCAAGUUUUGGGGCCAUCUCUAAAAGAACGUAAUGUACAAGGGAUAGGACGGCAUUGCCAUUCGCCUGAUUUGCAACUCCUAGUAUCGCUAACCAUGUUUUCAAACCAAACAGUGUACAGACUAUUAUCUGACAAAUUUGACAUCUCUAAAUCAACAGCGUGGUUAUAUGUUCGGAAAGUAACAGAAGCUUUAAAAGAGGUGUCCUCCAUUUAUAUUUCAUGGCCAACAGGUGCUACAGCAAAUAAUAUAAGUGAGAAAUUUAAAGAGCGUCAGAACUUUCCAGGAGUUAUUGGCGCCAUAGAUGGGUGUCACAUUUUAAUUACACCCCCUAGAAAUGUCCAAGGUUCUUAUUGUAAUCGAAAGGGCCAACACAGUAUAAUAUUACAAGGCGUUUGUGAUGCAAACUACAUGUUUCUCGAUGUUUUUGCAGGUUUUCCAGGCAGCGUCCAUGACGCAAGAGUUUUCUACAAUUCUCCAUUAGGUACAAAAAUGAGAGAAAAUCCUGGUGAAUUGUUUCCCAACAAUACACAUAUCUUAGGAGAUUCUGCAUAUAAGUGCUCUAAUUACUUAUUAACACCAUAUCGUGACAACGGCCAUUUGAGCAGAAAACAAAAAAAUUACAACUUCAAACAUUCUAGUACACGAGUGUACGUGGAACAAACUUUUGGUUUAUUGAAAGGGCGGUUUCGAAUUUUAAAACAUGUUCAUAUGUACAAUGUAGAACUUAUCCCUGAUUUAAUCUUGGCAUGUUGUGUGUUGCACAAUAUAUGUAUGAAAAACAAUGAUGAAAUUGAUGUUGAUACCUUUGAAGAUAAAGAUGAUUAUUAUAAUAAUGGAGAUGAAGAUUUUAGAAAAGUGGGCAAAAGGGAAUAUAUUGCUGAUUUAUUAAUGAAUUAAUUAACAAAUACAUUAAGUUUAGUUGUAAAUUUCACAACUUCAUUUUAAUAAAAUCAAAUAUUUUUAUUCUUUUUUAAGAAGUCCUAUUAACUCCCGUAACAUUGUCAUUUUUUCAUCAUAACGUUCCUUGGCCUCUUUUCUUAGAGUCG
Messenger RNA from Photinus pyralis (common eastern firefly), 1335 nucleotides. RefSeq names its product putative nuclease HARBI1. The record is from RefSeq and is a predicted model, not a curated record. NCBI's taxonomy places the organism in Eukaryota, Metazoa, Arthropoda, Insecta, Coleoptera, Lampyridae. The transcript is spliced from 4 exons. The coding region runs from base 65 to 1186 and encodes 373 amino acids.